AUGACCGGCGGCGGCGUACGGAAGAAGAGUGGGAUCACCAAGCUGCUGGUGCUCUUGCUGUUUUUCGCGAGCGCCAUCGUGGCGCUGCUCGUCGGCGGCAACGGCUGCUGCGUCAUCGUCCAAGUGGCAGUGCUGCCACGGAUCAUUCCAGUUUCCCUUCGGGGAGCUCCUCCUACCGAUAGCCAUCCAAGUGGCGAGAUCCCUACGACGUCCACGGGAGUAGCAUCAUCAUCAGCUCAUGGUCGUCAGGAGUCAGAGGCAGAAGCAGCCUCCGAGGAGGAGGAGGAGCUCCCUGCUAGACCGUACGCGGCGGACAGCAACUGGGACAUCCAGUGGGAGAGCGUCGCCAGGAGCCUCUCGUCAUACAGCGUUAACGACACUGGCAGCGGCAUCGUCAGAGUGGGCCUGCUCAACUUCAACUCGUCGGAGGUGGCGCGCUGGAGGAGCACGUUGCCGACCGCCGACGUCCGGGCGGUGAGCCUGGCGCCUGCCGCGGGCGACGUCACCUGGAAAGCCCUCUACCCGAACUGGAUCGACGAGGACAGCAACAGAAACAACUGCCCCUCCCUCCCCGACCCCGAUCCGCCGCUGCGUGAAUAUUACGAUCUCGUCGCCGUCAAGCUCCCCUGCCGCCGCCAAGGCUGGUAUAGGGACGUGCGCAGGCUCCACCUCCAGCUCUCCGCCGCCAAGCUCGCCCUCCACGGAAGCAGCUCGAGUGUUCCUAAGGCUGGCAUGGUGUUGAUCCUGAGCGAGCCCAAGUGCCUCCCACUGCCCAACCUCUUCCCCUGCAAGCAACUCCUCGCGCGCCAUGCCCACGCCUGGCUCUACCGCCCCGACGCCGCCUACCUCCGCGAUCGCCUCAACCUGCCCGUCGGCUCCUGCCAGCUCGCCGUCCCUUCUCUCCGGCCGCAGCCGUCACCUGGACAACCGGGUGAGGCGCCAAGAUCAGGGAUCGGCAGGCAGGCCUACGCCACCGUGCUGCACUCCGCCGACGCCUACGUCUGCGGCGCCAUCGCGCUGGCGCAGAGCAUCCGGCAGACGGGGUCGACGCGCGACCUGGUGGCAUUGGUGGACGCGCAGAACGUGGGCGCCGAGCAGCGCGCCGCUCUCGCGACGGCGGGCUGGCAGGUGCGCCCGGCCCCGCGCAUCCGCAACCCGCGCGCGGCGCGCGACGCCUACAACGAGUGGAACUACAGUAAGUUCCGGCUGUGGCAGCUGACCAACUACGACAAGGUGGUAUUCCUGGACGCCGACCUGCUGGUGCUGCGCAGCAUGGACUUCCUGUUCGAGGAGGCGCUGGAACUGAGCGCGACGGUCAACAGCGGCGCGCGCUUCAACUCGGGCGUGAUGGUGCUGGAGCCGUGCAACUGCACCUUCGAGCUGCUCAUGGCGGGCAUCCACGACAUCGACUCCUACAACGGCGGCGACCAGGGGUACCUGAACGAGGUGUUCCCGUGGUGGCACCGCCUGCCGCGCCGCGCCAACCUUCUCAAGUACGCCUGGGACGAAGGGGACCGGGCGGCGCAGGCGCGGGUGCUGGGAGCGGAGCCGGCGGAGGUGCACGCGGUGCACUACCUGGGCAUCAAGCCUUGGCUGUGCUACCGCGACUACGACUGCAACUGGAACGUGGCGGCGCUGCGGCGGUUCGCGAGCGACGAGGCGCACGCGCGGUGGUGGGCGGUGCACGACCGGAUCGAGCCCGCGGAGCUGAGGGACCGGUUCUGCGCGCUGCCAGAGGGCCAGGUGGCGAUGCUGGAGCAGCACAGGAGGGAAGCGGCCACGGUCAAUGCGUCGGACGGCCACUGGAACCGCACAAUCACCGAUCCGCGCCGCCUCAUCAAAGGCCAUUACCAGCACUAG
Molecule: messenger RNA, 1860 nt
Organism: Panicum hallii
Lineage: Eukaryota; Viridiplantae; Streptophyta; Magnoliopsida; Poales; Poaceae
Product: UDP-glucuronate:xylan alpha-glucuronosyltransferase 1-like
Exons: 1
Coding region: 1-1860 (619 amino acids)
Biological process (GO): xylan biosynthetic process
Molecular function (GO): glycosyltransferase activity
Source: RefSeq, a predicted model, not a curated record